UUGGACUACAAAAGAGCAACCACAGCAUAGCACAUCGGAAGGGAAGAAGAAAGGACUCUGUUUUUUGUGUUAUCGUAAACAGCAAUGGAAGAAAUUAAUUAAAUGGCUUUCUUCAUUAUUUUCUGUUCUUUUUUGCAUGUGCGUAAAUAAAAUUUUGAAACAAGUUAUAUCUGAAAAGCUACCUGCCUGUCCAGCUAUUUUUUGGUAGCUCUUAAAACUACCUACGUCUACGACCAAUUAAAUUUUACUAGUUUUAAGUGUGCUUCAUAUAGUGUGGCAUUGUUCUAUAAAGAGACAGGGUUUAAAACCCUAAUGUAAUUCUGUAAGACUCAGACUCUUCUGAUCUGAGACUAUAGCGGGUGUGUGUAGUGUGAGGAGCAGAGAAGAGGGGGGAUUGAAGAUCUGGCACAAAUUUGUUAGACCUUAUUAAGGAAUUAUAUAACUUAAAGUAAAAAUAUUCGCAGCAGAUGUAAAAGUGUUUGCAGAAGAUGUGUGGUUAAUGGAAAUGAACUUUCCAUCUGGUUGAAUAUCCUUUGUCGAUUAAAAAACAUGCUGAAUUUGUGUUAACAUAUAAUUUGCAUAUUUUUUUAGUUAAAAUUUUUGAAAGUGUUGAUAGCUAUACAAAUGGGGUGCGGAUCAAGUCGUUCAGCUGUUGCUGUUGUUGAAACCCAAGAAGGGACAACAACAAAAUCAAAUUUGAUAAAAAAAUCCUCCUCCAGCUUGGAUCAUUUUACUGCCCAAACUUGCAAAGUUGACGCUAAUAGCAAUAAUGUUAUUGUUAAGAAAUCUAGCAUCAGUAGUUUAGGUUCAAGAAAUCUGCGGGGAAGUAAUAAAUCUUUAAAGAAUGAAAGUAAUGAACGAGAAAAAUCAGCUGCAUCAAUUAAAAGUAAAGACAGUGGAGUGUUUGAUGAUCGGCAGAGUGCGGCAGGAAGUCAGUUGUCAAAUAACUCAGAAUCAGUAACAUCAAACCCACAGAGUGCCACUAGAUCAUCUGCUAGAAAAAAGUUAUUAAGAAUUGAUGAUAUUGUCACAGAUAAUAAGGAAGAGGAGAAUAAUAUAAACAUAAUAUCAAGGCCAGUCACUCGUUUUGGUAACCUUGCAUUUGAUUUGGUGUUGGAUACACCAGAAACUGGCAACUUAAAAAAAAGACCAGCAAAACUUGCACAACUGGAAAACAAAAAAAAGCGAAAAUCUAAAAAAACUAAAGAAGAGAUAGAAAAAAAGAUGCGAGAAGUUGAAGAACGUCGCAAGAUUCAAGAGGCUGAAAAACAAAUAAAAGCAAAACAAUUUCAGCAUCUUGGAAUUCAUACGACAGUACAACCAUUUAGUCCAGUGACGGACGAUGAGGAAGAAACGUAAAGUGGAAAUGUACAACAACAUCUUAUUAAGACGAGGCAAAAAGUGGCUGUACUGUUCAACUAUCUGGGGUAAAUUGGGUAUAGUUUCUUUGUCCCUUACAUGGACUUAUUUAUUGUCAUCCAAUCAUUACAUAGAAUGAUGUGUCACAAGUGUCAUUUGAAUGGUGAAAAACAGUGUACAGUUUUUACAUAUGUACAUAUUUAUAGGGUGAAGGUAGAUAUAUUUUUACAAUAUUGGAUUUUGACUAAUUUCCUAUAUCUGGAUUAAUGAGACAAUUUUUUAUUUUUCUAUGCAUAUUUUUAAACGGAAGCGUGAUUCAUUUUUUGCUUUAACGAAACAGUUGUCAAUUUGCAUUUAUGACACAAACAAAAGUAGAAUUCAUAAGUUAUGAUGUUUAGUUUGUUUUUUUGUACAUUAUUGACAUAUAAUAUAUAAAAGAUAUAAAGGGAUGUAAAUAAAUAUUGGUUGUAAAUAUAGUUUUAUACAUUAAA
Molecule: messenger RNA, 1850 nt
Organism: Hydractinia symbiolongicarpus
Lineage: Eukaryota; Metazoa; Cnidaria; Hydrozoa; Anthoathecata; Hydractiniidae
Exons: 3
Coding region: 625-1359 (244 amino acids)
Source: RefSeq, a predicted model, not a curated record